Messenger RNA from Alternaria arbusti, 2601 nucleotides. RefSeq lists its product as uncharacterized. The coding region runs from base 1 to 2601 and encodes 866 amino acids. The transcript is spliced from 3 exons. The record is from RefSeq and is a predicted model, not a curated record. Lineage: Eukaryota; Fungi; Ascomycota; Dothideomycetes; Pleosporales; Pleosporaceae.
AUGGCUCACUCCUCGGCCGCCAACGGCCCUGGCUACCAAACAUACGCAGUUCCUCUGGCUGGUGGAAAGAGGAAGCGAGCUACUGCGAACAGCCAGUCAGAAUUGCCUGAACCCAAUGCGACUCCCAUCGCAGCGCGUUCGAAGAGGAGUCGCCCCAACGAAAAGGAGUACAACGCCAAGUAUAUGGCUGAGAUGUGCUUCAGCGCGUACAAGGCGCGCUUACACAUCGCCGGCUAUUCGCAGUAUACUGCCGACGUUGCGAACGACUGGCGAGAGGAUCUUGUCGAGUUGUUCAGCCACGCCGCGUUGAAAGGAACCAUCAAGCAGAAUGCAGCGGCUCGUCAUGUCAUCCCUCGUCUGACAACUCUCAUCCCUCAAAAGAACGAAAAGAAGGGCGCGCUUGUGAAGGACUUUGCGAAGCACUACGAGACUGUGCGAAAUGACAUGAUAGUCAUCGACAGAGUCAUGGGAAAUGGCUUCAAGGUCAACGCACAAUCCAUCGUCGAAGUACGCGAGUGUCUCAACGGCCUACACUAUACUCUCGCCAAAGGAGAGCAAUGGCGCAACGUCAUGCCUUACAUAUCGCUGCCAAUAUACCGGCUCCGAGCCCUCCGCGACCUGAUAAAGUACUCACGGUCGCACCACCUCCUCGGCGAUUUGGUCACCAACAUUGAAGAAAUGGAAGGCUGGCUCAGCCCGCCACCUGCGAGCUUUAUCUUCCCAACCGGGUCGAUCGACGAGACGAUGGAGACGUUGCGGAAAGCAACCGAGGACAAGAUUGCGAGGACCAGCAUCGGCCCCGACGCACAGCAGAUGGCAGAAUACCGAGCGCAAAAGGCCGAAGCCCUACGUCUGCAGAAGGAGGAACGGGCCCGUCAGCAAGAGAAGCAACGUCUUGAAGAAGUCCAACGAGCCCAAGCGGAACGAGAGCAGCUAAAGCAACAGAUCAAGUCGCUUGAGAUGACCGCCGCGAAGGAACGCGCUCAAGAGAGUGUGAAGAAGGCCGCAAAAGCUGCAGCAACGGCUCAACGCGAGAAAUCGUACCAGGACCAGAUUUCGCAACAAACGACUGAGAUCAACAGACUCAAGACCGACCUAGCCAACUUGUAUGCGAGGCAGGGAGCCCAAAAGAAGCCCGAAGCCACUUCGACAUUGUCGCUUCCAGCUACUGCAGGAAAGAGCGGCACUUCAAUGAACUCUUCUUUCAGUAGUAAUCAGACUGCCAACAGUAGCUUCUACCAGCCACAGAGCUCUCUAGGCACUUCCUUCGGAAGCUCUGUGAACGUUGGGUCAUAUGGUCAGCCAGGUUCAUUCGGCCAGGUAUCACAACAUCCUACGCCGAAAGACGACGACGUUCAAAUGACGGACUCUCGAGGAUUCGAUAGCUCGCAGCAACACCCGGGCUUUGGUCCGGUCGAUUUCUCCACGUCAAUUACACGCGGUGUGGGCCAGUCAAACCCCUUCAAUACACGUGUUACCAAUGGCGCUCCCUCACAUCCAUUUGGAAUGUCAGCCGGCGACGACAUCAUAAACCACAUCCAAGCCAUCCAACAAAACUGGUUCAUCCACCCCGCGACCUCAGAAGAACCCAUCCUUCCACCCUCACUCCUCGCCGGCGUCCCAAUCAACUGCCUCCCGGCCCCAAUUAUCCAAGCCAUUCACGAACUCUCGACACUAACAAUCGGCCAACGAGACCGAGCGCACAACCUCCUAAACACCUACUUCCAAGCGCGCAUUCGCGAAGGCUCAUACAGCGGAAAAUCCCAAAGGAUCUUCGCCAUCUUGGAAAUCAGUGAUGUCAAAAAGGCAUGUGAGAGUUUACGAAGAAUGAGCCGAGGCCGCGAAAUGCAAGGGCCCGUUCCAAUCAAAGAAGAUGAAACGAGGAAGAGGAAAUACUCGAUUAGACAGGAGAUGAAUGCCGUUACUGCGGAUGAAGAAGACGAAGACGCACAAAGAUUAGCGAAACGACUGAAAGAAGAACUCUGUGUCAUCUCCGAAGACAACAACACUACCAACAACAACAACAACAACGAGCCUAGCACGCCAAUUUGCAUCAACUUCGACGAUAUACCCACGCCCCCGGAUUCCCAAGCAACGAUAACGGCAACACUUCCUUCGACGACCACCACACCCCAGACGCAGCGCCGCUCCCGACCCCCUCCGAUUGUCAUUGCUGAGAUCCCCACGCCUACUGCUACGUCGCCUGGCAUCGUUCCACCGUUCUCGUCUUUCACGCCCCUGUUCAAUAGCCUAGCUCGGGAAUUUGGAGGAGAUCCGGAUACGCCUUGUCCGGUACGACAGAACACUUACGAACCCCCAAAAUCAGAUCUCCUAAACAUUGCGGAUAACAGUUACGGUAGCGACAAAAUCACCGGCAACGAUGAGGCCAGCGGCACUCUCUUUGAAUCAUACAUGCGCGAUACAUAUCCAGCGCCGAGGAUAGAUCCUCGUGUCCAGGCAGCGCAGAGAGCAACGCAUGAGUUUAACGUGAGGAGGAUGGAGGUGAUUGAGGCGCAGAGAGUGUUUGAGGAGGCGAGGAGGAGGUUUGGAGAGGCGAAACGGAGGAUGGGAAGCAUAAGGGGCGGCGGGAUGUGGCCGUGA